Eurytemora carolleeae is the source of this 8423-nucleotide messenger RNA. RefSeq lists its product as uncharacterized. NCBI's taxonomy places the organism in Eukaryota, Metazoa, Arthropoda, Copepoda, Calanoida, Temoridae. Gene Ontology annotation, cellular component: nucleus. Gene Ontology annotation, biological process: cell development; muscle organ development; regulation of transcription by RNA polymerase II. The record is from RefSeq and is a predicted model, not a curated record. The transcript is spliced from 18 exons. Gene Ontology annotation, molecular function: RNA polymerase II cis-regulatory region sequence-specific DNA binding; DNA-binding transcription factor activity, RNA polymerase II-specific. The coding region runs from base 734 to 3880 and encodes 1048 amino acids.
GGAAAAAUAGGAAAUCCUCAAAAGCAACGCAGAAGAACGUGAAAAUACGCGAGAUGGUUCAAUGAAGAAUUUGAAGAAAAAAACAUACUAAAUUAACCAAAGCCUCUCUGAAUAGAAAUAUUUAAAAACGAAUAGAGAUACUAAACAACUAAUACAAUUUCUGAAACCAUUAAACCAAUCAGUUAUAAGAGUAAAAGUGACUCAGACAAAUUUAAUUCAGAUAAUUGUUUUUAGCUCCUAGAGUUAGGUUUAAAUCCACAGAAUAAGAAAGCUCAUUUCUUCCAUUUUAAAACUUUUCUUCUACAUCUUAAGUAAAAAAAGUAGAGGGGGAUGUUGUCCGAAAUAAAACUGUGCGUGGAGAUAUCCAGCUUAAAUCACAUUGAGAAAAAAUUACCCUUUCCAGGGAAUCCAGAGGGUGCCUUGGCGGGUAUGAUAAAUCCAAGAUGGCUGCUAGGACGUGGCCUCGCUGUUUGGUUAAGCGCCGGAACAGAACAAGAUGCCGGUCUAGGGCGCGUACUGUACGGUCUAGCUCUUACCGGGUGCCGGCGCGCAGUUCACCAACAAAUCCACUGCUAGACACACUACCCUUUAAAGUUUUCAGAUCUGUGAUUUCAUUCUAGAAAAUCUGCGAGUUUUCCUUAGGAAAAGUUCUCUUGAAGAAAUAUAAUUAUGAAGUUGAAGUAAAAUUGAAUGUGGAGGUUCACAACUAAGAAGCUGAUAUUAGGAGGUUGAGAUGGUUGCUGACAACGAGGAUAUUCCAACCUCUCCUGCUGUUAGAAAACGAAGCUAUCCAUUCAUCCAGUUCACAAACCCAGAUGUGAGUCCUGUCAAACAAAGCCUUCCCUCACCACCUCUACAGUCUAAGGAUUAUCUGGUCUUCAAGAAAGGACUAGACACCUUUGGAGGGAGUAGUGCAGUGCGAGGGGGAGCAGACGAACACAAUCGGGGGAGUAUUUCAGGGAGUCCAGGAGUAGGUAAAACCGAAACAGAAAAUAAAGGAGAAGUAAAUAAAACUGGGAGUACUGGAUCAAUAAAACCUAAAGUAUGGAGUACAGAAGGUGGUGGAGGUGGAGUGAAAGAUAAACUAAAAGUAAUCUAUCUGGGAGAUCAGAAGAUUAAAACAAAGGACGGAAAGAAUAAGGAGAAGAACGUGACGGAAGAAGAUGGAGAAGAAACUGAGAAAAAUAAAAAGGAGAUUCAGAAGACCAUGGGAAAUUCAGGUUACAUCAGGAGUAACGGUAAAGGGGAAAGUGAAGAGCCAAGGGAUGGUAGGAGAAGUACACCCCCUUACCCAGCAGGAGAAUAUAAUGACUCCCUGCCUCCUGUUCUUGAGUCUAAUCCUCCGAUUGAGCGGAGUAGCCGAGUGGGUCAACAUCUUUUACCUGUUGGAGUUCUUAGAGAAAACGCGGGAACACUGCUCACGCGCCGUACAACCGGACAGCCAUAUCCUCGCAAAUCUGCGCUUGCAAUAUCGAUAAAACCCGCGCCAUCGAGUUUAAAUCCUAAGGGAGUGACCAAACCAAACCAGAAAAAACUGGAUUUUCUAAAUAGUGCCGCCGAAAACGAAAAGCAGAGUUAUAAUAUACCGAAAGAGAUCAAGUGUGAGAGCAUUCAGAAAAGUGACUCACUCUCAGGCCAUUCAACCCUCUCUCCGGCAGCCAUUUUGGAUCCUGCUCUUUCAUGCCAAUCCCAGGGACAUCACGUGACUAAUAAGAACCAAUCAGAAGAGCUGGUAGCUACCACACCAUCUGUUCAUCACUUCAACUCCUCCACCCAAUCAGAUGGCGAGACCGAUAUAUCUCGACCAAUCGGAGCGGAGCAGACAAAUUCUCUCUAUGUUCAUUGGUCAAAACUGCAGUCCAAUCAACCAAUCAAGAAAAAGAUGAAGCAGCUUAGCCGAAGUAGAAAGUUGAAUACGAGAUAUCCAGCUCCUGAGAAACCAAGACAAAAACGAGCAGUUAUCCAGGAUAUGGUUCGACCUCUGAAACAAUGGCUGUUGAGACACCGCCACAACCCCUACCCCAGCAAGACUGAGAAGGUUCAGCUUGCCUUGAACUCACAGAUGAAUCUUACACAGGUUGCGAAUUGGUUUGCGAAUGCGAGACGACGUCUGAAGAAUGUUGUACACGAACCACGGUGCUCUUGGUCUAAACGUCUACGCUUGUACAACAAAUAUGUACAGGGUAAUGCUGAGCUGUUAUCAAUAUCAUCCGAGGAUUCUAUUUGGAACUCAGAGGAUGAAGAUGAGGAUGAGGAGAGGCCAGAUUCUGUUGGGUAUGAUGGCUCCGAUCAAAGGCAAGAUAAUGGAGAUAGAAAGGAUCGGUACAGCAGAGAAGAUCGUUACAGUGCAGAUGAUCAGUACAGCAAAGAGGAUCGUUACAGUGUAGAGGAUCGGUACAGCAGAGAUGAUCGGUAUAGCAGGGAGGAUCCUGGAGAAUAUAAGGAGGGAGGACAUGUUUCGUCUGUUGUAUUCAAACAUCGUGAACGCGAGCAUAGUUACUCUAUACCAGGCUGUAGAUCUUCAUCAGAUUCGUCCCAGCUGUCCACCCCUGACCAGGUCACGCCCUAUGUGUCCCCGCCCUCCUCCCCGCCUACUCUUACUCCCCAGCGCCCGCUGACCCCAUGUUCACCGGAACCUAGCUGUCCUGAUACACCUAAAUAUAAGACAACUAUGCUGUAUAGAUACCUUCAAGAUGCUGCAGAUGCUCAAUCUAAUCUUCAUCAGGGAACCAGGUCUGAUAUUAAAGAAGAGGAUGCGGAUGAGUAUGAGGAUGAGGAUGAGGAUGAUGUAUCCAGGACUCCGGCCUCUAGUCCUAACCUCUCUAAGACAGGUUGUGACUCUCCUGGGACUGAUUUACACUGUGAUAACCUCAACUCUAGAAAUACCCAGCAUCAAUCAAUCAAUCAAUUAGACUCUAAACCCCCACAAGCAGAGCAGCGAACUUCUCUAUAUGAUUUCAUAAAAGAUGAGAGCGGGUAUACUACUCCGGAGCAGGUUGAGACUGAAGAGAAGGUUUGUAUCCGACCAGAGCAAAGACGGGUUCGUCUUCAGAGUGAGGAUUUAUCCGAUAAUGAUCCUGGAUACAAGGAUAGAGAACUAAUCAAGAAACAUCUUGUUUUCGAUUCAGAAAAAUACGGGAGAAGACAUGUUCCCUACCGGGUUAGUAGUGGUAGAUCCCCCCCUAGACCAGUUUCCCCUUUCCUAUCCCCUAUCGAGGAACCUGUACCCCCUGUAGGAGCUCAGGAGGAGGUGGUGGAGGACUCACGUAGAGAUGCAUUCACUCCUGCAGAGCAGUUUAUACAUCCUACACACACCUCGUCUCCUUCAAUACCUCCUGCUCAGGAAAUGUCCAACGGGUUUUACUGUUUGCCUUCUAUUGGUUCUCAAACCUUCCAACUCUCUCUUCCCAACCUUCCUCAACAGCUCUCCUUCCCUCCUAGAUCUAUACAAUCCUACACCUUCCCUUCCUCCGCUCCCUCCUUCAUACCCUCCUCCUCUAAUACCUCCUCAUCAGCCCCUGCCCUGCUAAUAGGUAUCCAGUCCACCCCUCAUAGCUACCCCCCUAGAGCACCAGAUAACUCCUCGACAAGUCACCGGAUGGCUCUGUUGCCUGGACUCCCUACUCCUCCCCAGUCUGCUCCCUUGAGCCUGAUAUCUCCGAACCUGCUGAGUUCAGCUCCUGGAGGAGGAGUUCCUCCAUUCUUCCAGUGGCCUCGUCUUCCCUUUCCUUUCUUCCCAUUGCAUCCAGAUACAAACUGUGAUAUAAACUGGCUACCCCCUUCUCCCGCCAACAUAUGGCAGGAUAACCUGAGGCGCUCUGAGCUGGACGCCGCCAUGACACUCUCACAGCUGGCAGGCGGAUACUUGAACCAUUCAUGAUUGGUCCAUGCAUCACCUUGGGGCCUCAUUCCCCGCCCCGGCUCGGACUGAAAGUAAACGCCAGUAACUGGUUUUGUUAAGUUACCAUAUUAUUUAAACAAAAGCUAUUCGCUCUUUCAUACAGUAAUCUUUGAUAUUAAACAGAGUCUUAGGAUUCUUACUUUCAAAGACUUUUAAUUUUCUGACGUAACGUAUUUAGCUAGAUCUUUCGAGUAUUUUACAGCAAAUCAAUCAAAUCCAAUUCUGUCAUUUAUUUCCUAACACUUCAAUAUAUUUGGCAUAAUAAGCUAAGCAUAAGGUUCGACGUUUGACCAGCCUUGAAGGAACCUGGGCAUACGAUCCUAAUUUUCUUCAGCGGACAGAUAAUAAUUACCUGUCCCGUUCUUUAACCGCCCAGGGCCGCUGUUCAAUACCGCCAUAUUGCGCCGGGUACAGAGCCGCGGAUUUUUUACAAUUUGGCGCUGCGCAUUUUUCCUGAGAGGUUUAAGUGUAGGAGAAUAGACAGGUUGGAGACAUUAGGAUAGACAAGGAAGAGACAGGACAAGGACAUAGAAAGGAAAUAUAUAGAAUAGGGCAAGACAUUUAUGAAAUUUUUACCGGGGGAGGGGAGGGGGAGGGGGGGUAGUUAGGUUGCAUUAUAAACCUGAUCUGUUGGAUAUUAGUACACUUUGUACACGGAAUUUCACUGAAAUAAUUAGUAAACAAAAUUUUAAUUUAUAUUAUACUUAAUACGUGCAUUUCCUUAACAAAAAUGGCGUCUUUCAAUUAAAAAAUGUCCUGGUAAACUUUUGCUAUGCUUUAUAGUCAUGAUAAACAAAAAUAGUAUGAGGUUAAUUUCUAUAUAUUUAUUGUUUUAAGCUUAAUAGGAAAAAAAAAUUCUAAUGUUUAUUUAUAUCUGUUUUUCAAUUUGUUUAUAACUUUUACUGGACACCCGCGCGCUCUCUAAUAUUAAGCCAUUAAUCUUUAACUUAAUAGUUUAUUACUUUUAAACAACUUUCAAACUGAUUGAAAAAAAUUCUAGAAGCUAAAUAGUUUCUCAGUUUUAAUAGCAUUAUAUUAUCUUUUUUUAAGUAGCAUCAAACUAAUGGACAGUUUCUUUUAUUGAACUCUAAUGGUUUAUCAUAAUCUUUUGACGUAGUUCAUAGUCAAUAUAGGCAGAGAAGGAUUUUACAAUUAAGUUAGGCCUAGGCUCCAGGUCCUGGGCUGUGGCUAGGAUACGCCAGGGGCCGAGAGCUGCGGCUCGAUUAUCUGGGAAAGUCCAUCUUUGGAAAUUGAGAAAUUGAGAUAUUUCCAUUUUGUUACAGGUAAUAGAGUAGGAUAGGUAUUAGGGCAGGAUAGGUAGGGAGCAGACUAAGUAUGUAGGAGGACAGGAUAGGAUAGGAUAGGAUAGGAUAGGAUAGGAUAGGAUAGGAUAGGAUAGGAUAGGAUAUGGUAGGAUAUUAUAUUUAGUGGAGUAGGAUAGGUAGUGGAUAGCAGAGUAGGUAGGUAGUAAAGUAGUAGGGUAGAAUAUGUAGUAGGGUAUUUAAAGUAGUAGGGUAGGAUUGGUAGUAGCGUUGGACAGGUAGUAGGGUAGGAUAUGUAUUUUGUAGUAAGGUUGGAUAGGGAUAGUUAGAAAAGUUGGAAAGGAAGUAGGGAAGGAUAGGAAAUUAAGUAGGAUAGCUAGGUAGAAAGGUAGGAUAUGUAAUUGAGUAGAAUAGUUUAAUUGAGUAGUAUAGGUAAUUGAGUAGGAUAGGUAGUGGAGUAGGAAAUGUAGUGGAGUAGGAUAGGUAGUAGAGGAGGAUAGGCAGGUGGCUAGGACAGGUAGUGGAGUAAGAUAGGUAGUAACGAAGAAUAGGUAGUAGGGUAGGACAGGUAUUGGAGUAGGAUAGGAAGUAGAGAAGAAUAGGUAGAGGAGUAGGACAAGUAGUGGAGUAGGAUAGGUAGUAGAGGAGGAUAGGCAGGUGGCUAGGACAGGUAGUGGAGUAAGAUAGGUAGUAACGAAGAAUAGGUAGUAGGGUAGGACAGGUAGUGGAUUAGGAUAGGUAGUAGAGAAGAAUAGGUAGAGGGGUAGGACAGGUAGUGGAGUAGGGUAGCUAGUAGAGAAGAAUAGGUAGAGGGGUAGGACAGGUAGUGGAGUAGGAUAGGUAGUAGAGAAGAAUAGAUGGUAGGGUAGGGUAGGACAGGUAGUUAAGUAGAAUAGCUAGUAGAGAAGAAUAGGUAGUAGGGUAGGACAAGUAGUGGGGUAGGACAAGAGUGGAUUGGGAUAGGAAGUAGGGUGGAUAUGUAGUAGGGACUAGGGUAGGAUAUGGUAAUGGAGUAGGAAAGAAAGGGAAGUAGAAUAGGUAAUCAAGUAAGAUAGGUUGUAUAGAAGGAUAGGUAGUGAAGUAGGAUAGAUUGUAUAUUAGGACAGGUAGUAGUGGAGUAAUAUAAUGACAUAGGAGUAGCUAGAAUCUUGAAAAUGAUAGAAGUAGUAAAGUUAAGAAAAAAUUAUUCAUCAAUAAAUACCCGAAUGAAAAACUGUGACAAAGAUAAAGAAAAGAGGAAAGGUUACGAGACUGAGACAUGUAGGUUGUAGCCUGUAGGUCGUGAUGAGCUCCCGAAAACCAUAGGAAAAGCCUGUAUGUUAGGAAAAACAUAGGAAACGCCUGCAUGUUAGGAAAAACAUAGGAAACGCCUGCAUGUUAGGAAAAACAUAGGAAACGCAUAGGAAAAUUAUAGGAAACGCAUAGGAAAAAUAUAGGAAACGCCUAAGAAAAAUAUAGGAAAUGCCUGCAUGUUAGGAAAGACAUAGGAAACGCUUGCAUGUUAGGAAAAACAUAGGAAACGCCUGCAUAUUAGAAAAGACAAAGUAAACGCCUGCAUAUUAGAAAAGACAUUGGAAACGCCUGCAUGUUAGAAAAAAAACAUAAGAAACGCCUGCAUGUUAGGAAAAACAUAGGAAACACCUGCAUGUUAAGAAAAACAGGCAACACCUGCAUGUUAGGAAAGACAUAGGGAACGCCUGAGUUAGAAAAGACAUAGGAAACGCCUGCAUGUUAGGAAAAACAUAGGAAACACCUGCGUGUUAAGAAAAACAGGCAACACCUGCAUGUUAGGAAAGACAUAGGGAACGCCUGCAUGUUAGGAAAACAUAGGAAACGCCUGCAUGCUAGGAAAAACAUAGGAAACGCCUGCAUGUUAGGAAAAACCUAGGAAACGCAUAAGAAAGACAUAGGAAACGCCUGCAUGUUUGGAAAGGCAUAGGAAACGCCUGUAAAAAAUACAUAGGAAACGCCUGCAUGUUAGAAAAGACAUAGGAAACGUCUGCAUGUUAGAAAAGACAUAGGAAACGCCUGCAUGUUAGGAAAAACAUAGGAAACGCCCGCAUGUUAUGAAAGACAUAGGAAACACAUGCAUGUUAGGAAGACAUUGGAAACGCCUGAAUGUUAGGAAAGACAUAAGAAACGCCUUCUUGUUAUGAAAAACAUAGGUAACGCCUGCAUGUUAGGAAAACCAUAGGAAACGCCCGCACGUGUUAGUGUUAAGAAAGACAUAGGAAACCCCUACAUGUUAGAAAAGAAACAUAGGAAACGCCUGCAUGUUAGGAAAAAAUAUAGGAAUAGCAUAGGAAAGACAUAGGAAACGCCUGCAUGUUAGGAAAGACAAAGGAAACGCCUGCAUUUUAGGAAAGAAAUAGGAAACGCCUGCAUGUUAGGAAAGACAUAGGAAACGCCUGCAUGUCAGGAAAGACAUAGGAAACGCCUGAAUGUCAGGAAAACGGAAACGCCUGCAUGUUAGGAAAGACAUAUGAAAGUCUCAAUGUUUGGAAAGACAUAAGAAACGCCUGCAUGUUAGGAAAAAAACAUGGGAAACGCCUGCAUGUUAGGAAAGACCUAGCGAACGCCUGCAUGUUUGGAAAAACAUAGGAAACACCUGCAUGUUAAGAAAAACAGGCAACACCUGUAUGUUAGGAAAGACAUAGGAAACGCCUGCAUGUUAGGAAAAUAUAGGAAACGCCUUCUUGUUAGGAAAACAUAGGAAACGCCUGCAUGUUAGGAAAAACCUAGGAAACGCCUGCAUAUAAGAAAAGACAUAGAAAACCCCUGCAUGUUAAAAAAGACAUAGGAAACGCCUGCAUGUUAGAAAAGACAUAGGAAACGCCUGCAUGUUAGAAAAAAACAUAGGAAACGCCUGCAUGUUAGGAAAAACAUAGGAAACGCCUGCAUGUCAGGAAAGACAUAGGAAACACCUGCAUGUUAGGAAUAACAUAGGAAACGCCUUCUUGUUAGGAAAGACAUAGGUAAUGCCUGCAUGUUAGGAAAAAAAACAUAGUAAACGCCUGUAUGUUAAGAAAGACAUAAGAAAACGCCUGCCUUUUAGGAAAGACAGAGGAAACGCCUGCAUAUUAGAAAAAACAUAGAAAACCCCUGCAUGUUAAAAAAGACAUAGGAAACGCCUGCAUGUUAGAAAAAACAUAGGAAACGCCUGCAUGUUAGGAAAAAACAAAGGAAACGCCUGCAUGUUAGAAAAAAACAUAGGAAACGCCUGCAUGUUAGGAAAAACAUAGGAAACGCCUGCAUGUCAG